UGCGUUUGACAUUUUGUCGGCGGAUGCUGUGACGAUACAUAAUUUUCCCUUUUGAUUUACAAUUAUUGGCAGACGACGUACACAGAGAAAUUUCCGAUAGAAAUUCACCACUUGGCCCGGCAUACUAGCCUAAGUUUUUGCCGUCCGUAUUGUGCCGCCGUUUGACCCGACAUUCGGAGAUCGCGAAGAGACCUCGUAAAUUGUUGUUAAAUGACAAAUUAGACGUGACCACGGAGGAACGCUUGUCGUCAAGCAAACAUAAUUGAACAAAAUGGGGAUAAAUGUGAGCAAGAACGAGGAGCUGACGACGAACGAGUACUUGAGCAAGUUUGUCGGCAAGAACCAUGUCCCGCUCAGCGACGAGAAGUUCUGGGAUUCGUUCCUGCAGUACCAUAUCAGCGUGCCGACCAACAGUCAAGAACAGUUGAGUCUAGACUCGCGGUUGGAAUCUCUGUGUCAAAGUUUCAUAAGCCACAAUCUUAAAACCGGAAAUUUCGGAUCAUUAGUUGUUGUCUUCUUAAAUAAAGUAACCGAACUGCUGUCGCUUUCCGACCAGGAAAGCACCAUGCACGUGUGGCAAGCGUACAACGCUCUAUUUAUAAUUCGAACACUAAUUAAGUAUAUGAUCGAGACUGGCUCGGAAUAUCAGCUCUUGCAACAUUUCGAAGCUGUUCCGAAUUUCGAAGAACUGGAUAAGGCCGAGGAGACUGCAGAAGGUGAAGUGGAAAACGCAAUUGUUGCAGUAGAGAACGAUGCACCGGAGGAGAAGGCACAACAGCCGGCAGUUAUCGUUGAUGGAACAAAAUUUGAAGCGUUUUUCGAAGCUUUGGUUAAUUUGAUAGUCGUAAUUCCUGUGAAAGGAUUCACGUACCAUCUACAUCUUGAAGCGGUGAAUGCAAUCAUUAUCUUAUUUUCGGUUCAUCUGUUCUCGCAACAGCCAUCAGAUAAAUCUGCAAUAUUUAAAACAAUUUAUAAAUGCAAGAACGCGAACGUGCUUACAAGCGCACUCUUGCAUUUUGUGGCACGUAUGCACGAAGCUCCGCAAGCCAUGUUCGGAGCGUCGUCGGGAGGUUCGUUUGUUUUUGGCAUUGCUGAGUCCUUGCUCUCGAUAUUCACGUUCCGUAAGACGCAAGAUGUGCUCAGUGCGGCCACAACCACAGAUUUGUCGGAGCAAUUCCGGGAACAUUAUCCUUUAGCGAAUCAAAGUCUUCUACUUCUUCUGAUCCUGACGAAUCACUAUACCACCAAAGAGAAUGCGUAUCGAAAUAGUAUUUUCGAUUGUUCAGACUCAACAGAUUCACCGAAAGAUGGCUCGACUUUUAAAAUAGAUUUCGCGGCGCUAUAUAAUACUUUGUGCCGCAUUGUGACAAUCGAUCAAGCUACACUUUUGCUGUACUUGUUACUACAUCGAAAUCAACGGUUCUACAAGUUUGUCAUGUCUCAGACAAACCUUCAAAAUCUAGUUAUUCCAAUAUUGCAGACACUGUACAAUGCUCCGGAUAGCACGUCACAUCACAUCUACAUGUCGUUGAUUGUUCUGCUGAUAUUGAGUGAGGACGAUGGAUUCAACAAGCGGGUGCAUCAGAUUAUGCUGAAAAAUGUCACUUGGUACACUGAACGCUCAAUAUCAGAAAUAUCCCUCGGGGGCCUUCUCAUUCUUGUCGUGAUCCGAACAAUCCAAUAUAAUAUGUUAAAAAUGCGUGAUAAGUAUCUUCAUACGAACUGUCUUGCCGCCUUAGCCAACAUGUCUGGUCAGUUUAGAUAUCUUCAUCCUUAUGUUGCGCAACGACUAGUCAGCCUGUUUGAAACGUUGGCGAAGAAGCAUUCACGGCUCAAUGCUCAAAUCAAGGAACCUGUCAACGGAUCGGUAAGCCUAAAUGUGGCCACGUCACCUGAAGAUAUGCUGCAAGAUUUAAACGUGUUGGAAGAGGUGCUGCGGAUGGUGUUGGAAAUUUUGAACUCGUGUCUCUCAAAUCAAUUAGUCUAUUGUCCCAAUUUAGUGUAUACGUUAUUGUAUAAGCGACAAGUGUUCGAGGGGUUCAGAAGUCAUCAUGCCUUCCAGGAUAUUAUACAAAACAUUGAUAUGGUCGUUGGAUUUUUUUCGUCCCGCCUGCAGAGGGUACAAGAUCAGAGAGGGGAACUUGGUGUAAGCGAAGUGCUUGAAGUAAUAUCUAAGGGUGCAAGUCAGUGGUCUAGUGAUAGACUGAGAAAAUUCCCCGAUCUCAAAUUCAAAUAUGUAGAGGAGGAUGCACCAGAAGAGUUUUUCAUUCCGUACGUUUGGACGUUGGUUUGCAAGUACGGUUGCGUGCACUUCAGUUCGGAAAGUAUUAAAGGGGUGUCGAUCGAAGUUAGUUGCUAAUGCAUGAGAAAAAUCGAAAACAAUUCCCCCACAAAUGCAAUACUAUUGAAAACAAUAUAAUUUCGUUUCAAUAAUUUCAAACGCGUUAUCAACUAUGUAGUUAUUGUAGGAUAUGAAAAUGAAAACAAUUUUUCUUUACUUUGAGAUAGUCAUCAUUUAGUUCAUGUAUUUCGCUUGAUAACAUCUGACUGACGACUGUUAAUUGUUUAGCUUGCGAUAUGAUGUUGCCUUUACAAAUAAAACAAAUAGAAAACAAUCUGACACUUAUUUAACUAUGAAUACGAGUAGGAUUCGCCGCCAGCUAAAAAAAGAUCAAGUUAAUUGAAUUAAUACUGAAUUCUGUAAAUUAUAUGGAGCUUAUUUGUCAUUGUUACGUUACAAAUUAACUAUUUUGAAAUGUCUAUAAAAUUGACUGUCUUCUUUGAUGCGGUUAUUGGUUAAUGUAAGAAGUGCUUAUGGUGCCCGUGUUCCGAUUUGGAUGUAUGCAAAGCGUAGUCAAGUGAAUGGAUAUAAAUUAGCUGCAACAAUAAUUAUUUUCGUACUAUUUGAAUAAUAAAUAUGUCCAUAGAUGGUAUUGAAUUCGCGCAGCCUAAAAUCGAAUUUUAAUGCUAGAAGUUAAAAAUAGAAAUCGAAACAAAAGGACGAAUGUGUAGAGUUACAUACAAUAUAAUAUUGAUGAUAUAUGAGACUAGAUUUCGUAUAAACAAAUAUAGAAUUAAAAAACUACUAAAUGUAAAUAUAUAUUUAAAUAAACUUUAUAAACUGAUAA
This is a messenger RNA of Hermetia illucens (black soldier fly), 3128 nucleotides long. RefSeq names its product dymeclin. The record is from RefSeq and is a predicted model, not a curated record. Gene Ontology annotation, biological process: Golgi organization. The transcript is spliced from 8 exons. NCBI's taxonomy places the organism in Eukaryota, Metazoa, Arthropoda, Insecta, Diptera, Stratiomyidae. Bases 272 to 2359 code for a protein of 695 amino acids. Gene Ontology annotation, cellular component: Golgi apparatus.